AUGACGGGCGGCAGCACGUCCAGCACCUCUGAAGUGCCAGACGAUUCGACCUACUUCUCCUCGCUCGGCAGAGCACGAGUUAAAGCACCACGUCCCGAAAAGCCUGAUCCUGAAAAACCCCAGAUCAGCUCGCGCGAGCUCAACACCCAGCUGCGCGAAGGCAAAACGGUCGAUGAGUACGAGACACCCGCCAACAAUCAUGCGGCACCACAGCAGUACGGAGCCCCUGGCUACCAGUGGCGAAUGAUGAAGCUGAAACGUACGCUUGAGGCGGCGGAGCAAGAGGGGAGGCGCGUGGAAGAGGUGGCGCUGGAAAGAUAUGCGAGUCUGGACGAUUUCGAGCACGCGCAAGCCGAACGGCGGUUUCUCGACGGUAAAAAACAAGGCAAUGGUUCGGGUGGCGAGGCGGAACGCAGCACGCCGACGCUGCAGAGUGUGACGAGGCGGAGUUAUCUCAUUGCGAGUGGUGGCGAAGGAGCGUCGACGAGUGGGACCGACUCGCCUGCUGCUACCACAUCACGACCGGCAAGCAGGCAAGGCUUCAAAAGGCCGGGGGAAUCGUCUAAUCUUGCAACGCCCACGCCUGCACCUUCGCGCCCGCCGCGCAACAUCGGGUUCGAGACACCCUCAUCCAAGCCUUCUACGCCCACAGCCAUCCCCACCGUUUUUACGCCUAUCGUCGAGCGCCAAAUCGAGUCGCAACCGCAACAAGGCGUCGUGCUGGAUGACGGCUCCACUGAUCCCGACCGGCCCGUUCUGACGCCAGACCAGCUCAACAAGCUGCAAGCCAAAAUCCUCCAAGCCGAGCUCAUGGGUGAUGCCAACCUGGACGCACUGCGGGCCGAGUACGAGAGCGAAUCGGCGCGUGCGACAGCGCACCGUACGAUGGCGGGCGAUCGUGGAGGCGGCUUUGCUGCUUCUUCUGGAACUCGAACAGGAAACGGCGGCGGCACGGCGGGUGUGUUGGUGCAAGACGGGGCACGCGAGCUGCAGGUGUUGCCGACACUGGACGCUCAGGGGCGCAUGUACGACGUUGGCUCGUUGUCCGGCCAAGGCGACGCCAGCCACGGUGCAGGCGACGGCAAGGGCAAACGAAAACUGAAAGGUCGGGACGAGUUUGAAGCGCGCGAUCCACAUACCGGCGCCAUCAUCCGGUACUCUGCCGACGACGACUCGCUCUCCCUCAACGACCUGGUGCGACAGGAAAAGUUCAGCGCCGGCUCGCGCUGGUCCAAAAACCCCGACGCCGAGAUCGCGGCCAACAUCGUCACGGACGCCAGCUACAGCGCGUCACUUGACGAGCAGGACUCGGAAGCGCAUCGGUACGCCAAGAAAAAGAUGCGCAGCGAUGCGCUCAAGCGCCAGUUUGCGAUCAACGAUUUCGCGCGCACCAAGCAGAUUCUGGACAGAUGUCGGUUCUGCUGGCAGGAUGAGGGGGCGCGACCGCCGCGCGUGACGGUGGUCAGUACAGGAUACCGGGCCUACCUUGCGAUCCCGGACGUGGAAGCUGCCACGCCCGCCGCAGAGGACCAUGUGCUGAUCGUGCCGAUGCAGCAUCACCUGAGUUUGCUCGAGGCGGACGACGAUACAUGGGACGAGAUGAAGAACUUCCAAAAGUGUCUGGUGCAGUUGGCUGCACAACAAGACCGCGUGGUGGUGUUCUGGGAAACGGUCGCCUCGAUCAAGGCGCAGCUGCACAGCGUGAUGGAAGCCGUGUUGCUGCCGAAGGGUGCGAUGGAUCUGGUGCCGGGAGCCGUUCCGGAAUGCCCUCGUGCCGAAUCUGCCGUACUUUGCGGUCUCGUGGGACUACCGCUGGGGCACGGGCUACGGGCACGUCAUUGA
Messenger RNA from Sporisorium graminicola, 1842 nucleotides. RefSeq lists its product as uncharacterized. The coding region runs from base 1 to 1842 and encodes 613 amino acids. The record is from RefSeq and is a predicted model, not a curated record. NCBI's taxonomy places the organism in Eukaryota, Fungi, Basidiomycota, Ustilaginomycetes, Ustilaginales, Ustilaginaceae. The transcript is spliced from 2 exons. Gene Ontology annotation, cellular component: post-mRNA release spliceosomal complex. Gene Ontology annotation, biological process: mRNA splicing, via spliceosome.